AUGACGUACACCAUCGAACUUGUCAACAACUCCGGCUCUCCCGGAAAGUACUACAAUAUCUUCUCAGCCAAGGCCGGUGUCGAGGGAGGUGCAAACACCCCCGAUACGGUCAAGUCCGUUGUUUGGUUCCGAAGCACCAAGCUAGGACCCGGACAGCGAGACUACUUUUCCUUCAGCGGCAAUGUCUAUGGGUUCCUUGGUACGAAGAGAGGAGGAACCAACGUCCAAACUCGGGAUACCAUGAAGGUCGUCGUGGGGUCACCCAGGGAUAACGGCACGAUCCUCCUUCUUGACAAGUCAUAUACGUUCUCUAGCAUUGACCCGGACGAUGACCUCGCGCUGCCGGACAACCAAGAAUUCAAGAUCGCGACCAACGCCGCCCUUGUGCCCAACAACAAUGUCAUCGGAGUGGCAAGGGAAAAGGAAACCCCCGAAGGAGCUAUUGUCGUAGCUCCUACGAAUGUUGUCGAUCUGAAGGGCAACGUCACCUAUACUUUCACGGUGAAUAAGGCGGUUUAUAUCAAAGCUACCGGUGCUGCAGAGGGGACUAUCCAAACUUGUCCGGACGAUAAUGACAAGAAGGCUGUUAAAGUCGAAUUUUCCGGGCGGAUGAAGAAGGCCGUGGUAUUUGAGGAUAGCAGUGGCAACUUUACCGUCACUUACUCAUCUGGUGAUGACUGA
Messenger RNA from Aspergillus terreus NIH2624, 681 nucleotides. RefSeq lists its product as uncharacterized. The coding region runs from base 1 to 681 and encodes 226 amino acids. NCBI's taxonomy places the organism in Eukaryota, Fungi, Ascomycota, Eurotiomycetes, Eurotiales, Aspergillaceae. The record is from RefSeq and is a predicted model, not a curated record. The transcript has a single exon.